AUGGAAGAUAACACCAAGGUAUUUACCCUUGAGGCCGAGCUGGAAGGAGCGGAGAUGGUCGGCGAAGAUGUCGUAACUGUCGAUGCUGUGGAUGCCACCACACCGGAAGAGACAGAGACAGUCGGCGGAGAUGUCGUAGCUGAUGGUGUGGUUGUGGUGAAUGUCGCGGACACCACGCCAGAAGAGGCAGUGACUGUCGGCGAGAACGUCGUAGCAGUCGAUGCUGUGGAUACGGUGAAUGUCGCGGACACCACGCUAGAAGAGGCGGAGACUGUCGGCGGAGAUGUCGUAGCUGAUGGUGUGGUUGUGGUGAAUGUCCCUCACACCACGCUAGAAGAGGCAGAGACUAUCGGCGAGAAUGUCGUAGCAGUCGAUGCUGUGGAUAUGGUGAAAGUCGCGGACACCACGCCAGAAGAGGCAGAGACUGUCGGCGAGAAUGUAGUAGCUGUCGAUCCUGUGGUUGAAAUGAAUGUCACGGACACCACACCAGAACUGGCAGAGACAGUCGGUGCCAAAAAGCAGGGCCGACUGACCAAGUUCUUGAAUAGACUCCGCUCUGUGAAAAAGUCUAAGGAUGAGCCCCUUACUCCUACUGAGAACGGCGCCGGGGAGGAAGGAGCCGGCAGAGUUGCACUCACAGAAGAAGCUAUCAAAAAGAAGGCUAGAUUCUUUAAGUGGCGCGCGGAAAAACUCAAGUCCAAGGUUGAGCCUUUUGCGACUGUUGACAACGGCGCCGGGGAGGAAGGAGCCGGCAAAGUUACAGAAGAAGCUAUCAAAAAGAAGGCUGGAUUCUUCAAGUGGCGCGCAGAAAAACGCAAGUCUAAGGCUGAGCCUCUUGCGACUGUUGACAACGGCGCCGGGGAGGAAGGAGCCGGCAGAGUUGCAGAAGAGGCUAUUAAAAAGAAGGCUGGUUUCUUCAAGAGGCGCGCGGAAAAACGCAAGGCCAAGAAGGAAGCCAAGAAGGCCGCAAAGAAGGCCGCGGCCGACUCGGCGGAGGAGGAACCAGCCCGGGGCCGGAGUUUUUGGAGUGUGGUCUUUGGCCGCCUCCACUAA
Molecule: messenger RNA, 1053 nt
Organism: Lineus longissimus
Lineage: Eukaryota; Metazoa; Nemertea; Pilidiophora; Heteronemertea; Lineidae
Exons: 5
Coding region: 1-1053 (350 amino acids)
Source: RefSeq, a predicted model, not a curated record